GUCCAAUCGUCUGAGCCUGUCCUCUUAUUCCCGGUUGUAACUAAAUACUGUUGCGAGCGCAGCCGAAGCCCUUUGUUGGAGAUGUGUGAGCGCAGUCUCUACAGAGCGGGCUAUGUGGGCUCGCUUCUGAAUCUGCAGUCGCCAGACUCUUUCUACUUCUCCAACCUGCGGCCGAAUGGCGGCCAGCUGGCCGCACUUCCCCCUAUCUCCUACCCGCGCGGCGCGCUGCCCUGGGCCACCACGCCCGCCUCCUGCGCCCCCGCGCAGCCUGCGGGCGCCACUGCCUUCGGCGGCUUCACGCAGCCCUACCUGGCUGGCUCCGGGCCUCUCGGCCUGCAGCCCCCAACAGCCAAGGACGGACCCGAAGAGCAGGCUAAGUUCUAUGCGCCCGAAGCGGCCGCUGGGCCAGAGGAGCGCGGUCGUACCCGGCCGUCCUUCGCCCCCGAGUCUAGCCUGGCUCCUGCAGUGGCUGCUCUCAAAGCGGCCAAGUAUGACUACGCUGGUGUGGGUCGUGCCACGCCGGGCUCCACGACCCUGCUCCAGGGGGCUCCCUGCGCCCCUGGCUUCAAGGACGACACCAAGGGCCCGCUCAACUUGAACAUGACAGUGCAGGCGGCGGGCGUUGCCUCUUGCCUGCGACCUUCACUGCCCGACGGCCUGCCGUGGGGGGCGGCCCCGGGGAGGGCCCGCAAGAAGCGGAAACCCUACACGAAGCAGCAGAUUGCGGAGUUGGAGAACGAAUUCCUCGUCAACGAAUUCAUCAACAGGCAGAAACGCAAGGAAUUGUCCAAUAGGCUGAACCUCAGCGACCAGCAAGUCAAAAUCUGGUUCCAGAACAGGCGUAUGAAGAAGAAGCGCGUGGUGCUUCGGGAGCAGGCGCUGGCGCUCUACUAGCCGCGCGCGUGGCCAGGGCCGGGUUGGAUCUGCCCUUUUGGACAGAGGCCUUGUUUGGGGAGGGGGAUCUGGGGCUAAGGCUAAGGCUUUUCCUUCGGUUCCUUCUCUGCUGGUCCCAGAAGCCACCAAGAGAUUUACAGACCAGGCCAGCUGGGCCUCCUUGCUUUCCUCAGUCCCUGAGAAGCCCGUGAGAAACGUGCGGAAGUACCAGUGCAACUCUGGCUGGCCUUAAGGCUUCCACGUUGGGGGACUGAGGCCAACUCUCCUUGCUCCUGGCUGGGGCAUUUGCACCCACCGCUCAUUCUUGCUCCCUGGUACCUGGAUUUUUCUGUUUCCACCCAAUUCGUUCUCCCUUUCCCCCUCUCUCCAGCCCCUUCAGCGUAUAGCAGUCGCCUAGUUAGGGCUCAGAGUGGAAGGCCUCCUGAGGGAAUGGAAAGGACUGUGGGUACAAUUAGGUCUCUGCAGCAGAAGCCCUUUGUGGCAAGGCCAGGAUCUUCACUCUGGAGAAAGGAAAGGGCACCAUCCACCCUCCACCCUCCUGUCUGCUCUGGCUGAUUUGAGAGGACAAAAGCCACACUAGAUCUGCAGACUUUGGGAGGAAAAGGGAGGGAAGGGGAGGGGCUGGGUAGUGGGGUAAACUUGGAGAUAUCUCGAAAUGAGAAAUGCGAAAUAGGAUGGCCUAUUUCCAGCUGGGUAGAAUACGGUGGAACCUUCGUUUCCUGAGAUGGGAUGAGAGAGACUGGGGCUCCAGACAAGUGCCAUCUCCAGACAAGACUGGCAAACAUUGCCCUACUCCCACCUUCUCAAACAUGCCUAGGCCAGGCCUAUGAACCCUGUAACUGGAUCCCCAGAGCCUAGCUCUGGUGAAAGGAGCUGUUGGUCUGCUUUGAAGCUCUGUUGCACAGGGAGGAGGGAAAAAUAUCCAGGGGAGGAGAAGGGAGUGAAUAAGAGGAGGAGGGGUACUGCACUCCAACUGUAAAUAUGGCUUUCCAGUUGAGGUGAGUAAAGGUGUUGGUGCAUCUUUCUUUCUUCAAUUACCUUAAUGGAACCCCAUAAGGAUAGGCCUUCUCAAGAGUCAAGGGGAGGGGAAGGAAGUCUCUUAGAUUCUCUGCCCUGCUAGCUGCUCUUGACAAAGCAAAGAGGACCAGAAGUUCCUCUCACCGUCUCUACCAUCUGCCAACUCUACCAGAGGCUCAGCUACUGUGCCCCUUCUGAGGCAUGUCUGGCCUGUCCCAGUGGAGACUUUAAGGCCCUGGGCCCUGCCAGCCUUGCCUCAUGGAGGCAGGGGUUCCCAAAUGCCAGGUGGAGUUGUUCUGGGUGUACUGGAGUGUCCCGCCUUAAUCUCAGUGAACCAAGCCUCCCCCUGCCAGCUCAUUCCACUAUCCCUGCCUCUUCUCCCUCUCCUUCUGACAUGUAGCACUCCUCCUUUGCAAUUCCUAGCACGAUGCACAACAACUCAAGGAUUCAGGAUUCCUUCCCAAAGUCCAGUGAUUUCUUUUCAGUGGAGGACCUGGCCCUAAACCUGGAGUGGGCCCCUCACAGAGAGCCCUGAGCCUUAGCCCAACUGACUUCAGUUGAUAUUUAAACUAAUUUCAUUUUCUAGGCUAUCUAAUAGUUAUCAUGCAUGUUUUGUUUUGAUUUUGUCAAAAACAGUAGCUUGUAUAUAUCAGACACAAUAUAUACAAAUGUUUUGAGUGAAAAUAAAUAUCCAGGUCUGAGCCAAGCUGUCAAGGGGCUGAAGUCAAUUUUUCAAAAUGUUUUGGAUUCCACCUUAAUGUUUUUCAGGCCACCAAAUUCAUUUUUCUUUUCUGGUUGUUGUUUCACCGCGGGUGUUGACUGUUCGUUAAAUGAGAAAAUGGCUUCCGAGGCAGUCAGGAAAUGGUGUGUAAAAGCCUACGAACCAAAUAUGUUUGGAAUAUCCAAAAGGGAAGGACCAUGGCAGAUCUGAGUGUGUCUCACACAUUAAGGGGACUCUCAGUUUGUUGCAAGCUGGGACUUCCACACUUAGCCUAAAUUCUCAAAUUUUAAAGCUUGCUGGUAUUCGGGGUCUGUAAAGAUUUGAGGUUCUUCAGAUGUCAAAACAAAACAUCUGUCUCCACCGAGUUUUGGUCUGACUUCUCUGGAACCGGCUAUGUCCUGCUAAAUCCUUGAUACCAGCAGGUUUACCAGGCACCCAGCAGACUCCCUUGGGAAAUGGGGCCUCAAAACUCCCUAGUCCAUCUGAACCUCUAGCUUAGUCCAGGAAAGUCAGGGCCUGCUUGCUACUCAUUUUCUUGCAAACCCCAGCUCCUAGCUGGUGGAGGUGGAAACUAGCUUUUAGCUAGAGGAAGAAUUAGCAAAACCACUAAAUCACUAACACUGAAUAUUCAACAUUUCAACUCCCCUUCCCAGAAGCAAAUUUGGUGUAUAAUUGAAAUUUUUAAUUGUUCUUUAAUUGUAUACACACACACAACUAUAUAUACCUAUAUGUAUAUAUAUUCAAUAGGAGAGAAAGAAGCAAGAGCUGCCAAGGCCCUAUGGCUCAAAAGGAUUCUCCACCUGGCUGGGCACAUAGAGGCGAUGGUACCCAGAGCAGGAUCUCCAAGUCUGAGUCUGCAUUCAGAGGUUUGCCUCCUCAAAAACAACUGAACAAAGGCUGAAGCCGCACUGAGCCCUCGGAAGGCUGGGGAAAGGAGGAGGAAAGCAUAUGAACUCAGAUCCAGGCCUUAAGACAGAAAACACGGAGGCCGUUUCUUUCCAAAAUAUAUCAUUAAAUCAUCGUGUUCUUUCCCUUUAGCCUGGGAUGAGUUGGGGGAGGGGAUAUUCAUGGAGAUCACUCCUCAAAGAAAAUUAAAUUAUUCUAAAUAUAAAAGCAUAU
Pan troglodytes (chimpanzee) is the source of this 3751-nucleotide messenger RNA. It is a transcript of the gene HOXD12, whose product is annotated as homeobox D12. The record is from RefSeq and is a predicted model, not a curated record. Gene Ontology annotation, biological process: regulation of DNA-templated transcription. NCBI's taxonomy places the organism in Eukaryota, Metazoa, Chordata, Mammalia, Primates, Hominidae. Gene Ontology annotation, molecular function: DNA-binding transcription factor activity, RNA polymerase II-specific; sequence-specific double-stranded DNA binding. The transcript has 2 exons. Bases 82 to 894 code for a protein of 270 amino acids.